Saccostrea cuccullata (small rock oyster) is the source of this 734-nucleotide messenger RNA. RefSeq lists its product as uncharacterized. The transcript is spliced from 3 exons. Bases 38 to 472 code for a protein of 144 amino acids. Lineage: Eukaryota; Metazoa; Mollusca; Bivalvia; Ostreida; Ostreidae. The record is from RefSeq and is a predicted model, not a curated record.
UACAAACGGACAGAAUAUAUAAGCAAAAUAGGGAGCGAUGAUCAGAAAAAUUACCCUGAGUGUAUAUAUUUAUCUAAAUCUAUGUAUCCAUGAAGGAUCAACCAUUGUUUACGACGUUUUUGGGUCGAGUGAAGAAUUUUUUAUUAUCAAUUCAUCAGUCGUAGAAUGGGAAAAAGCGAAUGCAGUCUGCGAUUCAAAAAAUGGAUCUUUGGUUGACCUGAAGGAUCUACAGAAACAUAUUACAAACAAUACAAAACUGUUAAAGAUAAAUAAUUCAUCAUACUGGUCUUCUGUUUCAUAUACUCCAUUGAUUGUAUACAGAGGUUGUUUUUCAAGUAAGUAUGGAGGAAAGUACUUUGUUCAAACCCAGAAUACCGUUGGGAAUUGCUUUGGUAGAUGUGAUUGGUAUUGUAACUUCAUGUACAACAUUCGUUUAUCCAAUUUUGCUCUAAAGGUAAGUUUCUUUUCCUAAAAAACGUCUCUAUUUAACAGGAAAGGAGAAAAUGUAUGGUCAGACCGGAUAUCGAACCCGGGACCUCUGCAGCACCACUCAGGUGCUCUACCACCUGAGCUACCCAGGCAGAUAUUUACGGACCAAACCAUUGCAUUCCUUCCUCCUUAAAUGAUCUCUGCCCUCGAGGACAUAACUCAAGUUCUUAUUACCCUCUGCAUGGUAGGACUUUCACCUGCAAUCCCAGGGGUGGUCAACAGCAUUAUAUCUGUAACAGGAAGGA